This is a messenger RNA of Ilyonectria robusta, 1607 nucleotides long. RefSeq lists its product as uncharacterized. The record is from RefSeq and is a predicted model, not a curated record. Bases 215 to 1276 code for a protein of 353 amino acids. NCBI's taxonomy places the organism in Eukaryota, Fungi, Ascomycota, Sordariomycetes, Hypocreales, Nectriaceae. The transcript has 3 exons.
CGAUCCUGGAAUCAGCCGCACUUAUGAGGGGCUAUUGAGGCUGUGUGUAGGUGGCUUAUCAGAGCUGAGCUGAGGCGCAGCAUUAUCCACCAAUAGCAAAUGCAGUAUCAUGCAGCUAAGCAAUGCUACCUCACUCGACUCGUUGUCUUCAGCGUCACCAGAGCCUGAUCCUCCAUGUGAACAAAACAGGCCAGAAGACGACUGAACUGUGAUAAUGACAGACAAGACGGUGCUCGAUUCGAGCCUGCUGGACCUCCCGCUGCCGCAACUCACCAAAACGGCAAUAUCCAGCGAGUACUGGGCCUACCGGCACCAAGGUCAGCGCUUCAAUAGCGUGGAUUACGAUCUGCAAUCAUUUUGGAUAUACUACAACAAAGAAUGCGCCAGAGCUCUCCACAACGGAGGGCGAUACGUGGCUCUGAGAUCUCACCGCGAUGUGGCCGACUGCGUCCGCAAGCUUAAAAGCGGGAUGCUGCGACAUGACAUCAAGGAGGAGCUGCGAGAAAAACUUACGGCUUUUCAUGACAACGAAGACGAGAUGCUCGACAACUCAAUAGACUUGGCCGCCAGUCUGCUUUUGAUGAUGAGCUUCUGCAGCUUCGCAUACGGUUUCUCUGGCAGGAGUCCUCUUCACUGGAGUGACGGAUCACUGGAGAGCUUUGUGUCUGAGUACUUCGAUCCUGGAACUGCCCACCAGGUCAAGGAGAACGUCAGAAUGGAGAAAAUAUUUACUGCACGCAACUUAUGCCGCAUCGCAGGACUGGAUAUCGUUUGGACGGAUAACUUGGUAGAUCAUCUCCGCUUGACGGAUGACGACCGACGCGUACACAUCUUCCAUCAUGCUUCGUUCCUGGAAGUCCAAAGACAGAGUACCGACUCCCUGCUACCCAAGGGUCUCGCGGAUGAGACUUUGAGGACAUUGGCACUCCUCUUCCCAUCCUCGGACUUGGAAACGAAAAAGUGGUUCUCCAAGUUGUCCGACGCUGGACUCGACAAACGAGUCAUCCAGUGCGGGCAACUAAAGACCGACCAUCGGCAAACUGAAAGGUUCGGAUUUUGGAGUGAUCGUCUUGUCAUAUUGAAGCAGGUCUUUGAUGAAGCACAGCCCAAAUCUUUGUCGCAAUGGUGGCAUGAUAGGCGGAACGGCGUUCAAUGGUAUACAUUUUGGGUAGCCGUGCUGGUUCUUGUGUUGACAAUAUUCUUUGGUUUGGUACAAAGUAUUGAAGGUGGUUUGCAAGUGUAUGCCUCCUUCAAAGGACUCCAUGGGCCAACAUGAAAGACGGUCAGAAGUCAGGGUUAGAUCCUACUCGCCACCACGUCUUAUCCAUGAGCCAAGAUUCGGCAGCUACAAGCUCUGCAGAGACGCAUAUGCUGUAAUUAUUGAGGGGCCCAGACAUCUUGGUUUACUUGGCAAUGUUAUUUGAUCCGCUAUGGCAAGCCUGUGGCGACGCGAUAAAGUAUUGACUGGUGCCGAUGUAUGAAAUUGGGGGGAUCCGUUCAUUAUCGCCGUGCAACAAACUCUCAGUUCCAAGGAUUUAAACGGAAGUUAUAGAUGUCAGUUUAGGCUCCGUUCUCCUUGAACUACUACGACGUUUAAAGACUGUGCC